GUUGCCCGGUGCCGCUGCGCCGUCCCCCGGUUCCGCCGCGAUGCCCAAGGCCCGGCGGGCGCGGGGCUCCGGCCCGGCCCCGGCGCUGCCCUUGGCCGAGCAGAUCCUGCAGGACGCGGCCCCGCGGCUCCGGGCGCGGGAGAAGCGCGGGGCGGAGGAGCCGGGCGGGGAUGGCGGCGGGGACGGGUUCGUGGACGCGCGGCUGUCCCGGCGCAUCCUGGAGCAGGCGCGGCGGCAGCAGGAGGAGCUGGAGGCCGAGCACGGCCCCGGAGCGCCCGCAGCCCCCCGGCAGCGCAGCGCGGUUCUCGGUCCCGGCUCAGACUCGGAGGAUGAUGAGGAGUGGCCUUCGCUGGAGAAGGCAGCAGCGGCCGCGGGACGGAGCGGGGACUACGGCGGGGAGGUGGAGGUGGACCCCGAGGACGAGAAAGCCAUCGAGAUGUUCAUGAACAAGAACCCGCCCCUGAGGCGCACGCUGGCCGAUAUCAUCAUGGAGAAGAUCACGGAGAAGCAGACGGAGGUGGAGACGGCGCUGUCGGAGCUCUCAGGCUGCCCCAUGCCCCAGCUUGACCCCCGUGUUCUGGAGGUCUACAGGGGCGUCAGGGAGGUGCUGUCCAAGUACAGGAGUGGGAAGCUCCCCAAGGCGUUCAAAAUCAUCCCUGCCUUGUCCAACUGGGAGCAGAUCCUCUACAUCACUGAGCCAGAGACGUGGACAGCUGCUGCCAUGUACCAGGCCACCAGGAUAUUUUCCUCCAACCUGAAGGAGAGGAUGGCCCAGAGGUUCUACAACCUGGUGCUGCUGCCGCGGAUCCGGGACGACAUCGCCGAGUACAAGAGGCUCAACUUCCACCUGUACAUGGCUCUGAAGAAGGCCCUGUUCAAACCAGCAGCCUGGUUCAAGGGGAUCCUCAUCCCGCUGUGCGAGUCUGGCACCUGCACGCUCAGGGAGGCCAUCAUCAUCGGCAGCAUCCUCAGCAAGUGCUCCAUCCCCGUCCUGCACUCCAGUGCAGCCCUGCUGAAGCUGGCAGAGAUGCAGUACAGCGGUGCCAACAGCAUCUUCCUGCGCCUGCUCAUCGACAAGAAAUACGCGCUGCCCUUCCGCGUGCUGGACGCCCUGGUGUUCCACUUCCUGGCCUUCCGCUCGGAGCAGCGGCUCCUGCCCGUGCUGUGGCACCAGAGCCUGCUGGCCCUGGCGCAGCGCUACAAGGAGGACCUGUCCUCAGAGCAGAAGGAGGCUCUGCUGGAGCUGCUCAAGUUCCACAGCCACCCCCAGAUCUCGCCCGAGAUCCGCCGGGAGCUGAUGAACUCCGGGACCAGGGACGUGGAGGGGGAGCAGGUGCUGGCCAUGGAGUGAGCGAGCAGGGAAGGGCUGGAGCCUGGCCUGGGCCUGGGGUGCUGCUGGGAGCCUGGAGCUGGAGCAUCCCUGCUGGAUCCUGCUGCUCUGAGCAGUCCCUGGCACAGGCUGUGCCCUCAGAGCUGGACUGUGCUGCUGUCACUGCCACCCAGGAGCCCGGUGCUGCCAGCACGGGGACACUCUGGGCUGUUCCUGGGCACUCUGGGCCAUUCCUGGUCACUCUGGGCCGUUCCUGGGCACUCUGGCCCGUUUCUGGACACUCUGGCCCGUUCCUGGUCACUCUGGCCCGUUCCUGGGUACUCUGGCCCAUUUCUGGUCACUCUGGCCCGUUCCUGGUCACUCUGGCCCGUUCCUGGUCACUCAGGCCCGUUCCUGGUCACUCUGGCCCGUUCCUGGUCACUCUGGCCCGCUCCUGGUCACUCUGGCCCGCUCCUGGUCACUCUGGCCCGUUCCUGGUCACUCAGGCCCGUUCCUGGACACUCUGGCCCGUUCCUGGGCACUCUGGCUUGUUCCUGUACUCUGAAAUAAAACCAGAGCCGUGUCAGUCA
Messenger RNA from Agelaius phoeniceus (red-winged blackbird), 1899 nucleotides. It is a transcript of the gene BYSL, whose product is annotated as bystin like. Lineage: Eukaryota; Metazoa; Chordata; Aves; Passeriformes; Icteridae. Gene Ontology annotation, cellular component: preribosome, small subunit precursor; cytoplasm; nucleolus. Gene Ontology annotation, molecular function: snoRNA binding. The record is from RefSeq and is a predicted model, not a curated record. Gene Ontology annotation, biological process: rRNA processing.